UUGAAAUCGCGCCCCUUUGUAGAAUGCGUGUCGCAAAGCGAGUGUAUAUAUAUGUUGCGGUAUCGGUUGGUCCGUACAGUGCCUGACUAUACCCCUGACCACUACCCUGGACUAGUGUGUUACAGGUCAGGUAUAUAGUCGUCUCCUCCUAGCUAGAUAGCAAUCCAGCGCAGUAUUCCAUCGACCCGAUAGUCCUACGUUAUUGUUUACCGUAGCUAUCAGUAUUCUACAGCGGUUCACACCGCUACAAUAUAACCUAGCUCGCUUGUAGCUGAGCUUGCAAGAGGUGCGCGAAAUAAUGGAUUUCGAUCUCAUGCAUAGAAGUAUGCCCAUGUACAGAUACACAGAUUAUGAUAGCCUCCGUUUGAUUGAUGAUGUCGGCGCCAUUCCACUAUACAUUUCUCUAGAGCUCUGGUACAUCCUCGUAGCUGCCUCCGCCGGACCAGUCGCCGUCGCCGUUGGUGAACACGUUUCGAACUCCCAAGCUGUUGGAAAUGGUUCGCCCUCUGUCAUUGCUUUCGAAGUUGGGCUGGUAGUCACAACCUUCAUCUCACUACUCGGAACCAUGAAAAGGAUAUGGCAGCCCACCUUUUCGUCUGCUCCGAAAUGGAUGGAUAAACUUAGCAGCCGACAAAGAGUCAUGGUAUCCAAUCGAGAACAGACCAUCUCGACGUGGACAGCAAACUCGUCGAGCUCCACCUCCAAGCGACUUUGGUGGUCCGUUGAAGCACCUGACUUCAUAUGCGGGAGUAUACUUCUCUCUUCUUUGGUAACGGUCCUGCUCGUACUGCUCAUUUUCGCAGCAUGUCUUGCAAUCUACCUUAGCUUUGGUGUUGCUGUUGCUGCUCUGACGACACAGCUACUCCUUGGAGACGUUCCGUUCUGGGUCCUUCUAUCUGCAAUACCGACGGCGUUGCACUUCAAUCUUGGUCUAGUCCGCAGCAAUAGAGCGCCGGUUGUUGUUGUAGCAUGGGCAAUAGCUGGGGUGAUCUUCGCCGCGAUGGCGAAGCACGAGGGACACCAACUUUGCUCACUUAGUGCAGGGGCUUCAGCAGGAGCAGCAAGUGGCACCAUGUACUGGGCAGGAAGAUUACCGAUACACUUGUUGAAUGGCACUUUCCAUACAGUGUCCCAGAGCUGGCCUCGUGCAGAAGUGACCGAACACAACUAUUACGCACGACGUUUGUUUCCUCCAUUGAAUGACAAUAACGGCGCUCAGACCAUGCUCCGUAAUAGCGAGACUGAAAAACGCGUACAGAGAGCGUUCAUGGACGAGUCGAAAGAGCUUGAAAUGUACCCUGACAUGCACAAAGUCUACUGGUCCCGUCCCACUGGCAUCGACAAAGUUUCGCAUUAUGUACUUCUUGUCAAUGGCCACAAGUACGAACUCAAAGACGUAUCCGAGGCACGGGAUAGGUCUCGUGUCCGCUAUAGGACCGCUGAGGUCCAACAUGACGUGCCCGUAAGGCACCUUGCUCAUGUAAGAGAUCUGAACAAUGCAUAUAGCGGGGACAUAUAUGAGUUGCUACUAGUCGGAUGGACGUCGUUCACACAUGAACAAAUAGAUCGAAUAUGCGAUCAAGCUGGCGACAAACGGACGUACACCAGGGUCUUCCGCCUCGGGAGCAACACCGGCAAUUGCCAGCACUUCGUACGCAAGGUCGCGGAGGAAGUUAUCGGAAAGAAAUAUCGAGCGAUUAGUUGGGGAUGGUUCCGCCAUGAUCGCAUGGGUCCUAUUCAGCUCGCUCAGCGUGCUGCUAUUGACCAAGCCCAUCGCGCACAAGAUCGGGAGCUAGACAGGUUCUCUAAUUGGUAGCAAUGUCUAAAACGCGUAGAGACGAGAAACACUCCUUAGCUC
Messenger RNA from Macroventuria anomochaeta, 1858 nucleotides. RefSeq lists its product as uncharacterized. NCBI's taxonomy places the organism in Eukaryota, Fungi, Ascomycota, Dothideomycetes, Pleosporales, Didymellaceae. The transcript has 6 exons. Bases 299 to 1816 code for a protein of 505 amino acids. The record is from RefSeq and is a predicted model, not a curated record.